AUGCGAUGGCUUAGCCGGGCUUCCCGCUUGAUCUAUCCGCCCUCGCGCUCCCUGCUGUCCUUGCCAUUGCGACGGCGGUCGUCGACGUUCAGCUUGCGGCCGUACCAAGAAGCGUGUCUGAGUGCAUGUUUGGAAGCAUUGGGCGUUGGAGUGCGACGUAUCGGCGUUUCCCUUCCGACAGGCGCAGGAAAGACCGCGGUCUUCAUCUCACUGCUCUCGCGACUGGAGGCUACGAAGGCCGACGCGCGGCGCUCGCUUGUCAUAGUGAACAGCGUUGAGCUCGCCCGGCAGACAGCCAGCUUGGCACAGAAGCUGCGCCCAGACUGGUCUGUCGAGAUAGAGCAAGGCGGGAAGUAUAAUGCAUCUGGGAGGGCAGACUUGACCGUCGCGACGUAUCAGACUCUUUUACGCCCACAGAGAUUGGAGAAGUUCGACCCACUGCACCUCCGUGCCGUCGUGGUUGACGAGGCUCAUCACGCUGCUGCACCGUCAUACCGCCGUAUCCUGUCGUACUUUGAUCCUGCUAUCCAGCCUCCGGACGAUUUGAGGGGUAGCCGUGACCCGCCGCCCGGCAAAGGACUCGACAUCCCCAUAUUUGGCUUUUCUGCGACCUUCAGUCGCCAUGACGGACUUGCACUCGGUUCCGUGUUUGAGCAAAUCGUAUACCACCGGGACUUCUUGGAGAUGAUUAAGGAACAAUGGCUGUGCAAUGUGCUCUUCACAACCGUACGCGCUAAUAUAGACCUGAAGAAUGUUACCAUACAUUCCAGGUCGGGCGAUUUCAACGCCAAGAGCCUAUCUCAUGUCAUCAACACGGACACUAUCAACAGACUUGUUGUUCAGUCUUGGAUGGACAAAGCCGCGGAUCGCAAGUCGACCCUUGUCUUUUGCGUCAACUUGGCCCACGUCCGCGAUCUGACGGAUAUGUUCCGCGAGUUCGGUGUGGACGCUCGUUACUUGCAUGCCGGGACGUCGGUGAACGAGCGUAAGGAGCUUGUGAGCGCAUUCAAGCGGGGGGAAUACCCUGUGCUCGUCAACUGCGCCAUCCUCACCGAGGGUGCGGACAUACCCAACAUAGAUUGUGUUCUGGUGGCUCGCCCAACACGUUCUCGCAACGUUUUUGCUCAGAUGAUUGGUCGUGGGAUGCGUCUCUCACCGGAAACUGGCAAAAAGAACUGCCGAAUCAUAGAUUUCGUAGACAUCUUGGACCGCAUGCCCGGUGUCGUCAGCACACCGACACUAUUCGGUCUCGACCCCAGCGAAAUCGUUGACGAUAUCUCUAUCGAAGAUCUUGAAAAACGGGCAGAAAGUCAUAUUGAUGGGGACGUCAUAUCGCCUAGUGAUAAGGCAUUGACUUCCGAAAGCGUACCCGACCCUCAGUCUGUUACUUUCACCGACUACGACAAUCCAUUUGAGCUCAUAAACGGCGCCGCCGGGAUUCCACCGAAUAUCACGAAGCUGAGCCGGAAUGCGUGGGUUGGUUGCGGAGGUGAUAUCUACGUGCUUGAAUGCAUGGGAAGAGGCCAUAUUCGCAUCGAACCUGUGAAGCGCGAAGACGGAAACGGGACUACGGCCGGAAAAGAGACUAUCUACAAGGCUCACUUCACUCCUGCUUUGAAUCUUGCAUUCAAGAUCGCCACCAAAUUCGCUCCGUUCCAGAAGAAGAAGUAUAUACUAGACGCCGAGAGUAUCGCAGAUGCUGUACGGGGGUGCGAUACGUACGCCAAGCAAAAGGUUCUGCCAGGACCCGUUGCGAAAGGGCUAUUACGCAGUGCUCGUUGGCGCCGUGAACCGGCUACGUCCACCCAGAAAGCCUGGAUCUCCAAACGCUGGGGCGUCAAGCCGCUGCCAGAAGAAUCCAACGAGGAGUUCCCAGCCCGUAUCAAGAAUCUGACCAAGGGCGAGGCGAACAACAUCAUCAGCCGUCUCAAGAACGGGGCUCUAACCCGUUACGCUACUAAGAUCAAAGAGCAGAAUAAGGUCUUAGCGAUAGAGUUGAAGGAGCGGAAGCGACUGGCCCGCGAGCAUGUGCGUGUAGGGCCCUUGCCUCAAGCGUCUACUGUGUAG
Molecule: messenger RNA, 2067 nt
Organism: Peniophora sp. CBMAI 1063
Lineage: Eukaryota; Fungi; Basidiomycota; Agaricomycetes; Russulales; Peniophoraceae
Source: the annotation of a GenBank genome assembly